Molecule: messenger RNA, 4439 nt
Organism: Setaria italica (foxtail millet)
Lineage: Eukaryota; Viridiplantae; Streptophyta; Magnoliopsida; Poales; Poaceae
Product: calcineurin B-like protein 7
Exons: 4
Coding region: 1-453 (150 amino acids)
Biological process (GO): calcium-mediated signaling
Molecular function (GO): calcium ion binding; kinase binding
Source: RefSeq, a predicted model, not a curated record
AUGGAUCUGAAACUGAUGGCUGACCGGCCUACACCCACCGAACCCUUAGCCCUUGCUUCAAUUAGAGCAACAUACGAAUCCGCAGAAGCAUCUAAUAGCGAUUCAGAGAAUCAGUUCGGAAUGAAUGCUAUACUUUUGAUAUUGUACUUUCUUUCGCCUCUAAUUUAUUUUUUAUUUUAUUUAUAUUUAAUAGUAGAUUCCAGUAUCCGACCAGCUAUUCUGAAUGAAUCAGAUCUGUUUCUUUCUGAUGACGCUGUUGAACAAAUUGUGGAUCAGACAUUCCAGCAAGCAGACUUCAAUGGUGACGGGAAGAUUGAUCCUGAUGAAUGGAAAGCGUUCGCGAGUAAAAACCCAGCUUUGCUGAAGAACAUGACUCUUCCAUACUUUAAGGACAUAACCAUGGCAUUCCCCAGCUUUGUUUUGAACUCUGGUGUUGGCGAUUCAGAGUUGUAGCCUUGUAGCACCCUUGGAUGCACUCCAUGCUCUUUCUUAAUAUUGCUCAUAAAUGGGCAUGGCCAAACUAUGGGGACAGUGCUAGCUCAGGUUGCUAGACAUCAGCACAAGUAUCCGAGGUCUCAAGUCUCAGACAUGCAGCAACCUCCCCUCGGUGCAUAUUAUCAUAUAGAAAGAAACGUAGCUAUUCCGUAUCUAGUUUGUGUCUAGGUUUAUUAUUCAACUAUGGAGAUGAGGAAUCAAAUCAACGAGAAAUACUAUACUAGAACUAUACUAGACUAGAAAUUUCAUCAACGGGAAAUAAAUGACUAUACUAUACUAGACUAGACUAGAAAUUUCUAGUAGCGAAGGAAAAGCGUGAAACAAUGUCAUGUCGCGACUCGACAUGUUAGAAGGAGCUAAAUCAAUAGGUGCCGGAGCUGCUACAAUUGCUUUAGCGGGAGCUGCUGUCGGUAUUGGAAACGUCCUCAGUUCUUCGAUUCAUUCCGUGGCGCGAAAUCAUCCUUCAUUUCUAGAAAUUAUUCUGACCAUUUUUCCUAGUGUCAUUCCAUUGUUCAUUGCUACUAGUGUCAUUCUUUUUUCUUUUGUUAUUAAAAAAGCUAAGUUCCAAUGUGUCUCCUCCUCUCUUUUUUUUGUUUUAUUAAAAUUCAUUCCCUUUUUACAAAUUUUCAUUUUUGCUUUUAUAGUCUUUUUUCGACUUAUCCUCCCCGUAGGACAGGUUUUAGCCCAUCUGACUUGUUGCUCCUCAUUUCUUAUAUCUCUACCGCCAGAGAUUCAAAACCCACAGGCUCUAGCUCAUUUAGAAGGGCUAAACUUCUAUCUGAGCCUUUACGAGCAGGAUCCGGAGUGGGUUGCGUUCAUUCAGCAGGAGCUGAAUCACAACACCCCUCUGGAGGACAUACCUGGGCGGCUAAGGCUCUUCCUAAUGGAAGAAAGGACAUCAAGUUUGAGGCUUGAUCUAAUUCAGGAGUUUAUUUCACAGUACGCGAGGAACGAAGCCGUACUUCCCGUCGAGCCCUACCUUUUGGAGGGGGCGCUUCGUUCCUAUUUAGAUUUUCUUCGUUCCACUGAUAAUUUCUCCAUUCUCCAGGCAGCUUAUCAGGAUCUGCGGGAGAAUGAGGGAGGAUCCGUUUUUUUUUCAGAGUCGCACAACCGUGAUUUCCUGGAGGCCCAAAGCGCGAAAAGGACGUGGAUAGAAGCGGAACGGAGAUGGUUGUGUCAAGCAAUGGAACAAGAAAAAGCAAGGCUCGAAAGAGCUGAAUUCCAACAUGCGCAACUAAUCUUCCAAUGGGAAGAUCGACAGAGGGAUAAGAAUAUUCAUAUUAAUGAUAUGCCGCUUGGAUCUGCAAAUGACCAGGCGUGAUCAGUCUCUUAGACAGUUUAAAAACCACUUUAUCAUACUUUAAAAGCAACAAGCACCUUUAUGUGACCUAACAGGACUUUUGAAUUAACUCAGUGAUUUUGCAGACGGAGGAGAGGAAAUGAAAGCAGAAGAAGUUAUCGAAACUCGGAACCACAUGUUCAAUCUUUUUUUAGCGGUUUCCCCAGAGAUCUUUCUCAUUAACGCAACCUUCAUUUUGCUCAUUCAUGGAGUUGUAUUUAGUACCUCUAAGAAAGAUGAUUAUCCACCGUUAGUUAGUAAUGUGGGUUGGCUUGGAUUACUUAGUGUUGCGCGCCUAGGAGGGCAGCGCGCUUGGGAUGCGGAGGAGCUAUUAUCGCCCAGCUCCCUAACCUAAUGCGGCCGGACCGCAGGGAACCUUAGCAUGGGGGGACGUCCUAAUCCUUUUGCCGCCGCAAGGCUGGCUAAUCGUACGCAGCAGGAGCAAGGGAACUCCCCUGGUUCAGGAAGGCACAUGAGUCCGAACGCUAUUAUGAAUGUGCGACCGACACUACACUACGUAGGUACCUGUGCAUGCAGGUGAGGCGUCGGUCGGUCCUAGAAACGGCGGCAGCUAGCGAGGAGUUAACGACCGGACGUGCUGCAACCUAGGGAUCACCAGGCAGCUCUUUCGCUCUAUAGGGAUAUCGGGGGGGGGCAUAGCACAAUUCUUCUCGGAGGAGGGUUGGUUUGCCCAGGUGACUGAUCCUGCCAUAAUAUACUCCCGCCAAUUCUAUUGCACCGGCAACCGAAGUCGAACAUACAUACGACGAUCUUCAUGCGUGAAGGGACGGGAGGAAAGAAAGGGCGGUAGAUGAUAAUGCGAAAGGGCGCCGCGUCUGGGCGGGCGGGCUGAAUGGAUGAGCGAAAGAUGCCAUGGAGUGGGGAAUAUCCCCAGUCUAAAGUUAUACAACUAAAUGCACUUCAAGGUGCUGCCGAGGAACUGGGGGACCUUCUCGAGCACAGGAUAGGCAAUUGAGAGAUAGAGUUAGCCUAUUCGUUAUGGGGAAUCAAUGCUCCGGACCGAAUAGUUACCUCCUUUUCUUUCUCUGGCGCAUAUUAGCUUAGCAGCGCUCAAAAGGCCCAGGUUGGUUUGUUUGGCUUCCUCUCUUAGGCCACUUUCCUUACCUUACUCCCGCAACACUCCCACUCCAAGCUACGCCUGCUGAGCAAGAUGCAUUGCGAUUUCCUCUUCUGUGGACGCACCUUCGCCUCACCAUGACCCGGGACGGGAAGAGAAAGACUUUGAUUUUUCCGGCGGGCUUGAUAGUAAAGCCAAAGAAAGACGCCCCAAGACAAGGUACAACUGUUGGGAAGGGGGCAUGAUCAAUAGAACCCGGCUGGAUCCGGGCUGGGAUAGUGGCGCCCAUUCCUAACCAGUUCAGAAAAGGUUCGCUCAUGCUGGAGGUACUAACCACUUAGUGAUCGGUCCGCUAGUUCACGCAAAUCCGAAGAAGUUAUCACGGACGAGCCACAUGCAGGGAAACUUGCACGUGUGGUUCUGGCCGGGCUUUCCUUCGGUAUCUAAUAACCUUGCUUCUGCUCGCCGCUGGCGCACCUCUCCUAACUAUUGCCCAUUUAUUCUGGAAUCAUUUUUUUAGGAGGGACAAUUUUACAUAUUUCUGCCAAAUCCUUCUAUUAUUAAGUACGGCUGGUACCAUUUCGAUGUGUUUCGAUUCUUUCGAAAAAGAGAGGUUUGAUGCUUUUGAAUUCAUUGUAUUAAUUCCACUUCCUACUCGCAGUAUGCUCUUAAUGAUCCCGGCUCAUGAUUUAAUUGCCAUGUAUUUAGCUAUUGAGCUUCAAAGUUUAUGUUUUUAUGUGAUCGCAGCAUCAAAAAGAAAGUCUGAAUUUUCCACGGAAGCCGGCUCAAAAUAUUUGAUCUUAGGUGCAUUUCCCUCUGGAAUAUUAUUGUUCGGGUGCGACCGGACUACUACCGAUCAAUUUUUGGAAACUUCUUUAUAGACUUGUAGAGACCCUCUAUGUAGUUGUAAUUCUUGGGCAAUCGAUCUACUUUCCCCAUAGCCCUAAGGCUGUGUCUCGAUCUCCUACGUGCGAAAGAUAAGAUACGGGAGACGGGGUCCUAUGGUAUGGGUCUUCGACCCUUGGUCUAAUUCCACGACGGAGAGUCGGCGUGGCGUAAAGUGAAGAUUGGGGGGAAUAGAGCGAAAUCCCCGUCUGGGGUAUUCCGAAGGUGUAACCUAGGCAACGAAAAAGGGGCCCGAUACUUCAACUAAAGGAGCGACCUGUUGGUUCACCAAACCCCGACCCAGUGUCACACGUUCUCCAGGUCCGAAGGGAUCCAGUGCCCAACUACCGACUCCUCCCGGAAUUGCGUUAUCGGAGCCGAGCCAGGAAUAGCCGUUAGUGGACACCUACCACUUUUCACCGGUUAGAGAGGCCCUCUUUAAUACAUUAAGAAAAUAUGUUCACAGGGGCCAGAAAGACUCGGUCAUAGGAACUUAAACCACCUACGCGCUGGUAAACGAAAACCACCUCGACCAGAUCUACCGAACGAAGAAGGCCGCCCCGUCGAAAGAAUUAACACGCCAAAAGGGCCACCAGCUUUCCCCAAAAAAAGGGGAGAUCCGCUGCUUACUGCUCACGGAAA